UGUUUUCCUUUUCGAUAGGUUCCGUGUGUCUUGCAAUAAGUUCAUCACUCACAAGAUGUUCGACCACGUGGUCCUCAUCAUCAUCUUCCUCAACUGCAUCACCAUAGCGAUGGAGAGGCCCAGGAUCGACCCGAGCAGCGCUGAGCGCUUUUUCCUCCGACUGUCCAACUACAUCUUCACGGCGAUCUUCGUGACCGAGAUGACAGUAAAGGUGGUGGCGUUGGGCUGGUGCUUUGGAGAGAAGACGUAUCUGAAGAGCACCUGGAACAUUCUGGACGGCCUGCUGGUGAUGAUCUCCGUCAUCGACAUCCUGGUGACCUUGAUCUCCAACAGCGGCACCAAGAUCCUGGGGAUGCUGCGGGUCCUGAGGCUGCUGCGGACACUCCGGCCACUCAGAGUGAUCAGCAGAGCUCCAGGCCUGAAGCUGGUUGUAGAGACCCUGAUAACAUCUCUGAAGCCCAUCGGGAACAUCGUAGUUAUUUGCUGCGCCUUCUUUAUCAUCUUUGGGAUCCUGGGUGUGCAGUUGUUCAAAGGGAAGUUCUUUGUGUGUCAUGGUGAGGACGUGAGGAACAUCACCAACAGGUCUGACUGUCUCCUUUCCGACUACAAAUGGGUCAGACACAAGUACAACUUUGACAACCUGGGCCAGGCUCUGAUGUCUCUGUUCGUCCUGGCCUCUAAGGAUGGCUGGGUAGAUAUCAUGUACGAUGGACUAGAUGCUGUUGGAGUGGAUCAACAGCCCCAGAUGAACUACAACCCCUGGAUGCUGCUGUACUUCAUCUCCUUCCUGCUGAUCGUGUCCUUCUUCGUGCUCAACAUGUUCGUGGGCGUGGUGGUGGAGAACUUCCACAAGUGCCGACGCCAUCAGGAGGCGGAGGAGGCCAAGCUCCGCGAGGAGAAACGUCUCAAGCGCAUGGAGAAAAAAAGACGCAGUAAGGAGAAGGAGCUUGCUGAAGCCCAGAGUAAGCCCUACUAUUCAGACUACUCCUCCACUCGUCUGCUUAUCCACAAGAUGUGCACUAGUCACUAUCUGGACCUCUUCAUCACCAUCGUCAUCGGCCUCAACGUCAUCACCAUGUCUAUGGAGCACUAUCAGCAGCCUACGGUGUUGGAUGAAGGACUGAAAAUCUGCAACUACAUAUUUACCGUCAUCUUUGUGAUGGAGUCGGUAUUCAAGCUUGUAGCGUUUGGCCUCAGACGCUUCUUUAAAGACAGGUGGAACCAGCUGGACCUGGCGAUCGUCUUGCUGUCCAUCAUGGGGAUCAUCCUAGAGGAGAUCGAGGGCAAUAACGCCCUGCCCAUCAACCCCACCAUCAUACGCAUCAUGAGGGUGUUAAGGAUAGCACGCGUGCUGAAACUGCUGAAGAUGGCUGUUGGCAUGAGAGCUCUUCUGGACACAGUCAUGCAGGCCCUGCCCCAGGUUGGCAAUCUGGGUCUUCUCUUCAUGCUGCUCUUCUUCAUCUAUGCAGCUCUGGGAGUGGAACUCUUUGGUGACCAGAUCUGUGACGAGACGCAUCCCUGUGAGGGAUUGGGUCGCUAUGCAACCUUCAAGAACUUCGGCAUGGCCUUCCUCCUGCUGUUCCGCGUCUCCACGGGCGACAACUGGAACGGGAUCAUGAAGGACACUCUAAGGGACUGCGCUCAUGAGGCGGGCCCAUGCUACAACUCAGUGGUGUCCCCCAUCUACUUCGUGUCCUUCGUCCUGACGGCCCAGUUUGUGCUGGUGAACGUGGUGAUUGCUGUGCUGAUGAAACACUUGGAGGAAAGCAAUAAGGAGGCCAAAGAUGAGGCCGAACUGGAGGCCGAGUUGGAGCUGGAGGCCAUCGCCGCUCGAGGACAAAUAGCUGGAGGAGACCUGAUGGACCACGGUGGUGGUGGAGGAGGUGGUGGAGGAGGUGGUGGAGGUGGAGACAGUAGCGGCCUGCCGAGUCCUCUGACGCCUCCACCCUGGAGCUUCAAGAGGGAUCCACAGGACAACUCCAGUCUGCCCAAUGACAGCCCUCCGCCUACGAUGGUGGACAUCCGGCGGGACUCAACAGCACACGUCAGGGCCGAGUCUCCUCAGAGCCUAGAGCCGGCCAGAGAGCGUCGGCUAUUGUUUGACUCGGUAUCCUUGGUAAUCCAGGGUUCUCUUGAAGGCGAGCUCAACCUGAUGGACAACCUGUCGGGCUCGGUGUGCCACUGCUAUGCCCCGCCCUCCCUGCUGAGCCAGCGCAGCGUUGACCAAAAGCCUGAUGUGCUGGGACCCCCAGAGCGUGAGGAGGUGCAGGAGGAGGUGCAGGAGGUGGUGCAGGAGGUGGUGCAGGAGGAGCACCUACUGACGGUACGCAACUCCGUGGGGAGGACUCACUCGCUGCCCAACGACAGCUACAUGUUCCAGCCCCUGCUGCCCGCCCCUGUAACACCGACAGAGCAAAACACCUCAACUCAGACACACUCAGGCUCCAGUGGUUCCAUUCCAGUUCAGCAGCCAGAGCCAAGCCAACUCCUGACGGUGCCAUGGCAGCUGUUUCGGCCCAUCAGCCCCAGCAGCCUGAGUGGCCAGCAGACCGUCCCUCUCAUCCCUCCACCCCAGCGAGCACACAACCUCUCACGGCCUCUUCGCAGACAGGUUGCCUUGAGGACGGACUCACAGGAACCUGCUGUGUCCCCUGAGCGAGGGGAGGAGCUUGUGGAAGGGUCCACGGGGAGAAGUGAGUUUACAAGCACCAGAGUGAGUUCCUCCUCGACUUCUCCUUCUCCUCCUCCUCCUCCUCCUCUUCCUCAGCGCCAGCCUUCCUUCUCUCUGGUGCCCUCUUCUCCUGGAGCUCUGACGGCCAAAGCCCUCCAGUUGUCCAGCGUCCACACACAGCACAACCCGCACAGCACCCAGUACGUUGUGUUUUCUCCGCGGAAGGCCCCCCUCAUGCACACCCACUCCUCCCCACCUCCGCUGCCCCCUCCACGCACUCUGCCCCCCUCUCCCGCCCCUCAGCUGGACGACACUGACUUUGUGGAUGAAGAGGUGUCCUGCAUCAUCCAGGAAGGCUUUGUGGAUGAAGAGGUGUCCUGCAUCAUCCAGGAAGGCUUUCCCGCCGGCAGCACCGCUGACGUGCUGGCGAGAGAGCCGAGUGGUGGCAGCGUGAGUCCCAUCAGGCUUGGCGGCGAGGGCCGCGGCUCUUACUUGCGGCAGCUGAAGAAGUACCACAGCGCCGACACGCAGGGCUGCCAAGGCUUCCUGGUCCCGCGGCCCUCCUCGUGGCUGGACGACCCUCGGCACCGCUCCCUGGAGGUGUGCUCUUCAGGAGAGAGUAGCCCCCAGUUAACCUCCGCCUCCUCGGGGUUUGGGUCUCGAACAGACAGCCUACAGCACCACCUCUACACGCUGCCCAGCUCACCACCUCCUCCUCCGCCUCCUCCUCACGCACGCAAGAAGAAGAUGAGUCCUCCCUGUAUCUCCGUGGAGCCCCCCGAUGGCAGGGAGGACCUUCCUGGAUUUCAGCACGCGCCUCUCGGUGGGCUUGGCGUGGCGCCGUCCCCUCGGGGCGGGGGGGUCAGGGAGCGGGACAGCAGCUGCCUCCUCCGCAGGCGCGCCCCCUCCACUGACUCCAAAGACUCGUUUGAUCUCGGGGGAGGGGGUGGAGGAGGAGGAGGAGGAGGAGGAGGAGGAGGAGGAGGAGGAGGAGAGGUGAUCGCACCUCCUCAAGAGACGGUCCACACCGCUGCCAACCUCCUCGCCCUGCCCUCCUACUCCUUUGACAAGUCGACUUCUGAGCACUGAGCAUUAGAGACAAGAAGUCGAAAACGACUCGCACACGAACUGCAAAACAUUCACACUCAUGAAAAUAUAUGAUGCACUUUGUGUAUCUGUGCUGGUGUUAGUCAUAGUGAUAAACUGUAGUGAGUACUAAUACCAACUACAAUUAUGGAAAAAAACAAACUUUAUAAAGCCGUCAGAUAGUGACCAUUUAUUUGUUUUGUACUGAACUGCCAAACUCAGCAAAUACACUACACUUUAAUACAUGAACUCUCUCUCUCUCUCUCUCUCUCUCUCUCUCUC
This is a messenger RNA of Engraulis encrasicolus (European anchovy), 4039 nucleotides long. RefSeq names its product voltage-dependent T-type calcium channel subunit alpha-1G-like. Gene Ontology annotation, biological process: calcium ion import; positive regulation of calcium ion-dependent exocytosis; membrane depolarization during action potential. Bases 56 to 3760 code for a protein of 1234 amino acids. Gene Ontology annotation, molecular function: low voltage-gated calcium channel activity; voltage-gated sodium channel activity. The record is from RefSeq and is a predicted model, not a curated record. Gene Ontology annotation, cellular component: plasma membrane; neuron projection; voltage-gated sodium channel complex. The transcript has 18 exons. NCBI's taxonomy places the organism in Eukaryota, Metazoa, Chordata, Actinopteri, Clupeiformes, Engraulidae.